AUGGAGAGCACCGGGGCAAUCAACACUGAAACGAUUGAUCACCGGUAUGUGGAUGUGCUCGUGGCGGGGUUGACGGAGGACUGGGUCCGAAAGAAUACCGAGAUCGAUGGAGUAGUAGUUGUCAAUAGUUGUCCGUUAAGCGUGAGGCCCAAAAAUAUCGCUAACCCGCAAGGACCCGCUCGAAAUGACCGCAAGGACACGAGGAGAUUGAAUGGGAAAAUUAUCGAGCGAGGGGGGGUGGUUGGGAGGAGAGCGAAAGAAAGGAACGCGAAGGUCGUGAUGUACGGGGGGGAAGAGAGUAGAGCUGCACCGGCGCGGAGGGAAAAGGUAAAAGGUGGUGGAAAAGAGACUUCGAGAGAGAAGGAGGAAGGCGGUUAG
Molecule: messenger RNA, 378 nt
Organism: Aspergillus niger
Lineage: Eukaryota; Fungi; Ascomycota; Eurotiomycetes; Eurotiales; Aspergillaceae
Exons: 5
Coding region: 1-378 (125 amino acids)
Source: RefSeq, a predicted model, not a curated record